AUGGCAGACUUGCCUAGGAGGAAGCCAAUGCCAUCGGGGUAUCAGGCCACGCCGCAGGUUCAGAACAGCAUAUAUGGGCAUAGUCGAACACGAACAACUUCCUCGAAUACUUUUCCUUCCAAUUUUCAGCCACAGCAGCCUCAACAGCUGUACCCAAACAACAUGGCACAUAUACAGUACUCCUCUCGGAGAACGCCUUCUACAAAUACCUUUUCUACCACCGCCAGCAGCGGCAAUGGGCCAGUACCCCAACGACAGAUUUCUCAAGAUCUGAGAAGAUCGACCUCGUCACGAUCUGGCAAUCAGCAGCCGAGCAGUUACGUGGCACUCAUGCGAAAACAAAAGGCCACGGUGUGGUGUGAUCGAGCCCAACAUGAGGAUCCGCGCAUGAUUGCGGCACAAAGACAAGCGAAGAUGAGGGCAACAAAGGAAGUGGUCGGUGGUCUGGCUCCUCAACGAAUUUCCACCAGCGGAUCUAGCGGCGGUAUUGCAGGUAGCAACAGAGUUACGGCAAAGAUCCGGCAUCACGGAAAAGCUGGGCUGGUUGGAUACAGUCCUGGUGGUCUGGUCGGUGGUGUGGGAGGAGUUCCUAUGCGUCUAAGCGCCAGUGAAGUUGAAGGUGAAGAUAGUGAUGAUGAUGCGGAUAGUGCUAUGGGUCCAAAAUAUCACCAACGAAGUGGCAGUGGGAGGAGUAGCGUGGGGAGUGGACGAAGUGGUAGAAGAGGUCUCACAUACCGCCAAUCUGGAGCUAGUUCGGGCAAAUGGAGUUCUGGCAAUACACCACCUAGUGAGCGGGAACGGCAAGACUCUGCUGGUGGAUAUACGGAUACUGCGGAAACACCCGUUCCAGCUGCCCAUCAAAGACAAAAGGACUACUUUACCGGUAGCGGCAAUGGAGGUGAUGGCACUAGGAGCGUGGGCAGUGGAAGUAGUGGUGAACGUGCUGACGCCGUGCCUGACCUCGGAGACGCCGCAAGAUUGGCUAGCAACAGUCUUCUCAAAUCCACCGUCACCCGAGAAAAGAGCGUCCGAAAUCCAGAGGAGUUACGUAGAAGAGGAAGUGUAGAUGAGCGAACCAUGACGAUGAGCGCAGGCCGAUUGUAUAUUGCAAACCCGGACAAUGAUAGCGAUUGA
Glarea lozoyensis ATCC 20868 is the source of this 1134-nucleotide messenger RNA. RefSeq lists its product as uncharacterized. The record is from RefSeq and is a predicted model, not a curated record. Bases 1 to 1134 code for a protein of 377 amino acids. Lineage: Eukaryota; Fungi; Ascomycota; Leotiomycetes; Helotiales; Helotiaceae. The transcript has a single exon.